Mucor mucedo is the source of this 918-nucleotide messenger RNA. RefSeq names its product coatomer epsilon subunit-domain-containing protein. The record is from RefSeq and is a predicted model, not a curated record. Bases 1 to 918 code for a protein of 305 amino acids. Lineage: Eukaryota; Fungi; Mucoromycota; Mucoromycetes; Mucorales; Mucoraceae. Gene Ontology annotation, cellular component: COPI vesicle coat. Gene Ontology annotation, biological process: intra-Golgi vesicle-mediated transport; endoplasmic reticulum to Golgi vesicle-mediated transport; retrograde vesicle-mediated transport, Golgi to endoplasmic reticulum. The transcript is spliced from 5 exons. Gene Ontology annotation, molecular function: protein binding; structural molecule activity.
AUGGACGAAGAGUCAAUUUUAUUCGGUCUCCGUAACCUUUUCACCGUUGGAAAUUACCAAACAGUCAUCAACGAAGUGAGUUCCAGCAAUGGCCUAUUUUCCACAGACGCCAAGUUGGAGGCACAAACUUAUUUGUACCGUUCUUAUGUGGCCCAAGGCAAAUAUAAUUUGGUUAUCAAUGAUAUUGGUUCCAGUACCGAAGCAUCUUUGAAGGCUAUCCAGCUUUUGGCUUCCUAUUUAGCUGAUGUACAAAAGAAUGCUAACAAUGCACAAGAAUAUGCUGAAAAGGCAAGCGCUUUACUCGCGGAAGGCGCUAAUCGUAUCAACCCUGUCGUCCAAGUGGUUCUCGCCACCAUUUAUGUCCAAGCGGGUAACCUUGAAGAUGCUUUAAGAACACUUCAUUCUCGUCAAAAGAAGUUAGAAUGUUCUGCUUUAGCUGUCCAAAUUUACCUUCAGAUGGACCGUUUGGAUUUAGCUAGAAAUGAAGUUGCUACCGUAAAGACCUGGGCUGAAGAUGCCUUAUUGUUGCAAAUGAUGGAAGCUUGGGUUGAUCUUCGUGUUGGAGGCGAAAAGUACCAAGAAGCUUUUUAUAUCUAUGAAGAGUUUAGUCAAUCCAACACAGCUCAAACAGUCAAGGUUUUGAAUGGUCAGGCUGCUGCUAAUCUUGCAUUGGGCAGAUAUCCUGAAGCCGAAAGUUUAUUGUUGGAAGCCCAAAAUAAGGGCUCUGAUGACCCAGAUACACUUAUCAAUAUGAUUGCAUGCGCUACAUUAACAGCAAAGCCUCAAGAUGUUGUCAAUCGUUAUGUCAGCCAAUUAAGAGAAAUCGCACCACAACACCCUUACUUACAAGACCUUGACUUGAAGUCGAGCUUAUUUGACCGUAGUGCCUCUCGUUUUGCUUUGGUAGACGCUGCUUAA